Eriocheir sinensis (Chinese mitten crab) is the source of this 2388-nucleotide messenger RNA. Its product is annotated as alpha-ketoglutarate-dependent dioxygenase alkB homolog 7, mitochondrial-like. The transcript has 6 exons. The record is from RefSeq and is a predicted model, not a curated record. Gene Ontology annotation, cellular component: mitochondrial matrix. Gene Ontology annotation, biological process: fatty acid metabolic process; DNA damage response. NCBI's taxonomy places the organism in Eukaryota, Metazoa, Arthropoda, Malacostraca, Decapoda, Varunidae. Bases 962 to 1930 code for a protein of 322 amino acids.
AGUGUGAAAAGCCAUGGACGGGGAAACAGGUCAAAAGAAGAAGAAGAAGAAGAAGAAGAUGAUGACGUCACGAAUGAAAACACAAACAGCUGAUCUCGGUCACGUGACGCCGGCCGUGUUUUCCUUUGGUCAUUUGAUUAUAGGGUUACUUUUAUGACCCUGGUGGUAGUUUGACCUUUUCUUCUGUAUUAUGAACCUGAAAAAGACACUCAUGAAACCCCCAUUGACCUCCUUUUCUGCCUAAGCAAACUUUUAAUUCCUAUAUUCCUAUUUUAUCCUUUAUUUCCCUCUUUUAUCUUCUUUUCUAUCCCAUUCACUUUUUUUCUCUUUCUCUUGUCUCCUCCUCCUCUUCCUAUCUUCAGUAUCCUCCUAGUGCAUCCCAGCUAUUAUUUUCCUAUUCCUUCUUUAUCCAGGCUUGUUUUCUUUAUUUUUCUCUUCUACUUUUCAUUCAUUGCUUUUUUUCUAUAUUUCUCUUGUCUCCUCCUCCUCUUCCUAUCUUCAGUAUCCUCCUAGUGCAUCCCAGCUAUUAUUUCCCUAUUUCUUCUCUAUCCAGGCUUGUUUUCUUUAUUUUUCUCUCUACUUUUCAUUCACCGCAUUUUUUCUCUUUCUCUUGUCUCCUCCUCCUCUUCCUAUCUUCAGUAUCCUCCUAGUGAAUCCCAGCUUUUAUUUUCCUAUUCCUUCUUUAUCCAGGCUUGUUUUCCUUAUUUUUCUCUUCUUCUUUCCUUUCCCAUUCAAUUUUUUUUUCUUCCUCCUCCUCCUCUUCCUAUUUCUUAUGUGGAUGACCUUUCCCUAUGAGCCAUGCUAGGGUGAACCAUCAGGCAAAGAACCGAAAGGUCUCACCAAUUAAUGCACCAGUCUAUCCAAACUCAUCAAACAACAUAACAUAAUCCAUUAAGACAUAGGCAUUAACAUCAGCAUCUUCCUAGUGCAUCCCAAUUUUUCCUUUUCACAAUUAGCAGUCAUGUUGAGGAUUGGCCGAGAGUGUUACAAGCUGUGCAGAAGGAGAGUCUGCGUCGAUGCUGAGAAAAUGUCAGUAUUGGUGAGUGAUGGAAAUACGGUGUGUGCUCCUUCCUCUGUGCGGGGGGUUAGCCGUGCCUGCAGAACCCCCCACGCCUCACCCUGGAGGUCACGACACAGGCCCCAGGCACCGCGGCACCUCCAGAGGCUCAUCCAGAGGUCUCUUGCUUCCCUGCCUCCACUGGAAACAAGAGAAUCUCAAACACUGGUGGUUAUUUUUUCACUGCCAGAACUUAAGACUUAUUCUUUUGAUCACCAACACAAAGAAACACCCGUAGCAGAUGUGGAACAUGAGCUCCUCCACUUCCAUCCCUCAUGCAAAGCAGAGACAAGAACGUCAGUGUCUUCCAACUUUACUGUGUUAACAAACUUCAUAACCGAGGCAGAAGAGGAAGUACUCAAAAGGGAGGUGGACCCUCAUCUCACAAGACUGAAGUAUGAAUUUGAUCACUGGGAUGAUGCCAUCCACGGGUUCCGUGAGAUAGAGAGGUCAAGGUGGACCAAGCAGGCAUCCCUGAUUCUUGCCAGAGUGUGUAAAUCUGCAUUUCCUGAUUCUGGCAAAAAGCUGCCCCAAACACAUGUGCUUGACCUUGCCAAGUCUGGGGUUAUAAAACCACAUGUGGACAGUGUUAGAUUUUGUGGCAACAUAAUAUGUGGCUUGUGUCUACUGAGUGAUGCUGUCAUGAGACUAAGGCAUGUGGAGCAAAAGGAUCAAGUGGUGGAUGCACUGUUGAAAAGAAGAUCCCUCUACAUAAUGAGGGAUGAUGCACGGUACAACUACACACAUGAAGUUUUGGGAGAAGAGGAAUCCUUCUUUAAGGGUGAGCCAGUGGUAAAGGAAAGACGUGUGUCUAUUGUGAGUCGCAACGAACCUACAGAACAGUCACCUGCUGCAAGCACAACCCACUCUUAGCAUUAAUGGCAACUCUUUACGGCUACUACUUUGCACAAUUUGAUUACAUGAUUUUUGGUGUACUGUGAUGUAUAGAGAAUAAUAAUUUUGCUUGCUCUUGUUUAAAUAUUAUAGUUAGUUAUCAGGUCUGGCAAUCUGUUGUCCAUUUCUCGCAAUUACAUGGUCCAACAGGAACAUUGUAUAGUUGAUGAUAUUGAAAUUAUUAUGUAAACAAUGAACUCAACCAAUUCACGUUACACCUAACUUUUCUUGUCUCAUCAAAUUAAAGUUUACCUGUGAUAUUACAUACUGCAACAAUUAAAAAUGUUUUCUGUAUGGGUUCCGUUAAUGCUUUUUUUUUUUUAAGCGUGUCUGGAUAAAUACUACCAACUGGUGGAUAAAUUUUUAACUUGAUAAAACAAGUUUGAGACAACAUUGGCUCCAUGCACAGUUAUGAAUACCACAGUUGUUAUUUUCUG